This is a messenger RNA of Aspergillus calidoustus, 792 nucleotides long. The record is from the annotation of a GenBank genome assembly. Lineage: Eukaryota; Fungi; Ascomycota; Eurotiomycetes; Eurotiales; Aspergillaceae.
AUGGCCUCUCGUCGCGGCGUCGGCCUCGGUGCCUUUGCAAACCGCACACAGGCCAGCCAGUCAUAUGCAAACCAUGGCGCAACUCUACGCUCAACACACACCUCCUCGCUCCAAACCCAGCUCUCCGUCUUCCAGUCCCUCCUCCACACCUUCGCGCUCGAACACAGCUCGACCAUCAAAUCGAACCCAACGUUUCGCGCUGAGUUCGCUCGCAUGUGCAAUGCUAUCGGAGUCGACCCGCUCGCAGCCAGCAAUGUCAAAGGCAAGGGACGAAAGGGCCCAGGCGAUACCGGCAGCUUCUGGACGCAGAUUAUGGGCGGGGACAUGAACGACUUUUACUUUGAGGUUGCGGUUCGAGUGGUUGAGCUUUGUCGCGAGACGCGGAGUGAGAAUGGAGGGCUAUUAGGUGUGGAAGAAUGUCGGAAACGCGUGGGCAAGGGGAAGGCCAUUGGGAGUGGACUUGAAGUCACGGACGACGAUGUCCUCCGCGCCGUAAAGUCCCUCGAACCCUUAGGCUCCGGUUUCUCUAUUAUCCUCGUCGGCUGUAAACAGUACAUUCGCUCGAUCCCGAAGGAGCUGAAUACCGAUCAAUCUACCGUUCUCGAGGUUAUACAGAUACUAGGCUACGUGAGCGUGUCGAUGCUGCAGCUAAACCUAAAGUGGGAGAAAGCGCGUGCGCAGACAGUCCUCGACGAUCUUCUGGCCGAUGGCCUGGUCUGGGUGGACCUUCAGUGUCCAGAGAAGGAGUACUGGUCUCCUCAGGGCCUUCUUGGAGAUGACGAUGACGGCUGA